Molecule: messenger RNA, 1470 nt
Organism: Lathyrus oleraceus (garden pea)
Lineage: Eukaryota; Viridiplantae; Streptophyta; Magnoliopsida; Fabales; Fabaceae
Exons: 11
Coding region: 213-1244 (343 amino acids)
Biological process (GO): transmembrane transport
Cellular component (GO): membrane
Molecular function (GO): transmembrane transporter activity
Source: RefSeq, a predicted model, not a curated record
AAAUUGACGGCCGAAACAAACUCUCAACAUAAUAACAAUCAAUCAGAAUAUUCUUAUACUCUUUUUUUCUCUGUCACUUUCUCUUCUCACACACACUUUCUUCAAUCAUCAAAUUCAUUCAUUCGUUUACACCAACUCUUUGAUUCAUUCUCCUUUUUAUUCAUUCAUUAUUCCAUUUUUCUUUUUGUUUCUGCAAAAUUUGAACGAGAACGAUGAUGGAUUUUAAGAAAUAUUGGACGAAGAAGACGCUAAUUGGUCUCGGAUUAGGGCAGUUUCUUUCUCUCCUUAUUACUGGAACUGGUUUCGCCUCUUCUGAAUUAGCUAAAAAAGGAAUUAAUGCUCCAACUUCACAGUCGUUUCUAAAUUAUGUGUUCUUGGUGAUUGUCUAUGGAAGUAUUCUACUCUACAGAAGACAACCUCUCAAGGCAAAAUGGUACUAUUAUAUACUUCUUGGAUUGGUUGAUGUAGAAGCAAAUUUUCUUGUUGUGAAGGCAUAUCAAUACACCUCACUUACAAGUGUGAUGCUACUUGACUGCUGGUCCAUUCCAUGCGUCAUGCUUCUUACAUGGAUUUUCUUGAAAACAAAAUAUAGAUACAAAAAGAUAACCGGUGUAAUUGUUUGCAUCGCUGGACUUGUUCUUGUUGUAUUUUCAGAUGUUCACGCAGGUGACCGUGCAGGUGGAAGUAAUCCUCGUAAAGGGGACAUUCUUGUUAUCGCUGGUGCUACUUUGUAUGCAUUCAGUAAUGUCAGUGAGGAAUUUUUAGUAAAAAAUGCUGAUCGAGAAGAGCUCAUGGCAAUGUUAGGUCUCUUUGGUGGCAUCAUCAGUGCCAUUCAAAUAACAGUACUUGAGCGCAACGAACUUAAAUCUAUUCAUUGGUCGGCCGGGGCAGCACUUCCUUUUUUUGGAUUUUCAGUGGCUAUGUUUUUGUUUUACUCGCUAGUCCCGGUUUUGCUUAAGAUCAAUGGUUCUACCAUGCUAAAUCUGUCUCUUCUGACAUCAGACAUGUGGUCUGUCUUAAUUCGCAUUUUCGCUUACCAUGAGAAGGUUGAUUGGAUGUACUAUCUGGCGUUUGGUGCUGUUGUUGUCGGCAUUAUUAUCUACUCUAUAGGUUACGGAGAUGAGGAUCAGCAACCUCAAAAUGCUGUCGAAGAACCUCUUGCAAUCAGUCGCGACGAGGAAGCCAGUUCAGCAAAUCAUAGCAAAGGAGCUGUGGCUGGAAGCUCAAAAACAUGGGUAGCUUAAAGAAAGUAUAGGCCUAGAGAUCCAUGCAGGGAAAGUCCAUGUUAUUCUUAGUUAUUGUUCAAUGCUCCUCCAAGAGUGCAAUGCAAGAAGCACUCAUUUUGCUUUUAUAUUCUUUUUCAGCCUACUAAUUUUAGUUGAAAAUUAUGCUGGUUUUGUCAUUGUGGGAAUAGGUCUAAUUUAAUUAAUAGAAAAUGGAAUCCAUAUGAUUUAGUGAGACUUGCAUGAA